This is a messenger RNA of Lytechinus variegatus (green sea urchin), 4896 nucleotides long. RefSeq names its product zinc finger protein 37-like. Gene Ontology annotation, cellular component: nucleus. The record is from RefSeq and is a predicted model, not a curated record. Bases 137 to 3121 code for a protein of 994 amino acids. Gene Ontology annotation, biological process: regulation of gene expression. The transcript is spliced from 5 exons. NCBI's taxonomy places the organism in Eukaryota, Metazoa, Echinodermata, Echinoidea, Temnopleuroida, Toxopneustidae.
CCGUACUGGUACGUUUUCGCAACACAAUUUUCUCUCCGGAAGAAUUACAAGGCUUCUUUCUAACUUACUCGUAUUCUGAAGACAGAUUCUCACCUAAUUCAAAUACAAAACACGUGGCAGCAGUAUACAUGGCAAAAUGUCAAUCGAACAAACCACCAUCACGAUGUACCGUUGCAAGAUGUGUCCUUUCACGAACGAAACCCAAGAGGCGAUUGCUGUCCAUUUCCUGAAGCAGCAUAUGUAUGUUGACUUCUGCUCUCUCAGUGAAUCGGUCUCCGGCGAUUAUCAAGUUUGCGUUGAAAAAUUCCCGACGCAGGAGAAAUCCCCAAGUAGCCAAGAGCAAGCCAGUGAAGCCAGAGCACAACGAAGACGAAGUCAGAGAAAGGGGAAGGCAACUGCGUGCAUAUCAACAACUUUAGAAAGCUCUAACUCGCUUGGCGAAACAGAUCAUGAUAUAUUAGCACAGGGUUUGGAUAAAUGUUGCAAAGGAGCAAGUCGUGCUACGAGGCCCACUAGACAAGCCACCGAUAAGAAACAAGACGAGAGUAGUGAUUUCGAAAGUAAUGAUGAUCGUCUUGGUCGUGGGAAGAGAAAGAAAAGCACUCCGAAGAGAUUUAGAACAGACGGUGAUCAAUCAAAUUGGACAGGUACAAAACUUAAGAAAAGUGUACCUUCGGCGUACACAAAAAUACUUCAACAGAGCGAAACCAAUGCAGCAAUGAGAGAUAAGGAGGUAGAUGGAGUUGGUCAACAGGUUCAAGAAGAUCCAUCAAAACAUGCGAGUAUCAACGAAGAGACCAAGCUCGAAACCAUAAGUCGGACUCAAAUGCCUAUCGGUAAAAGGGUAUCUCCACAUUUGAAAUCUGCUACAGACAAAACUGAACCUCAAAAAAGUGCCAAUCAAUCGAGAUCAAAACGGAAACGUUCUGAAGCUUUAACUGCAAAUAUCAAAGCCGAGACAAUAAAUCAGAAGAUCAAGAGAUUGCCGAUACCUUUCAUUCAGUUCAAGAAAAAGCUGGACCACAUGAUGAACGAGUGGGAAAUAGCACAUGAGAGACAGAGAGGGGGAUUACUGCAAACUUGUUCGUUUGAAGGCUGUUUAAUAAAGUUAAAUAAAGAAGAGAUGAACAUGCACGAAUCUUGUCACGUCAAAUCUAUGGACGGUCUACGAUGUCCCAAGUGUGACUUCCUGUGUAUUUAUUGGAGAAUCAUGAGGAAACACCUUCGAAACCAGCAUCAAGUGUCGAUAGAGAAGUCUUUUCAUUGUGAUCAAGAGAACUGUGAAUAUAAGUUCAUUCGAUCUAAUCAACUUCGCAAACAUAUUAUGGACAGGCAUUUCAAAGAAGUUCUUGUUGAUAGAAUACUGAAGGGAGAUCUCGACAUGAAGGAGCUUGAGGCAGAUGGUGGACAAGAAGAGCUUGUUCCUAAAUCUGUCCGCCAAAAGCGAAAGGUUCGAUCUGAUGCAUCCGAUGAGAGCUUAAAAAAGAAGAGACGGUUGCCUCAAGCUAAAGGUGACAGUGAUGCAAUUGCGAAUGAUCACAGGGGCAAAGUCACAUUCGUAUGUGACCUCUGUUUGUCUAAAUUCAAGGAUGAAAUUGCUAUGGAAACGCAUAAGAAAGGCCACGAAACAGAUCAAGAAGGGAUGUUAAUCUGUUCAGAUUGUGAAAUUCCCUUCGAAAGUACCGAUGCGUUGAAAGACCACUACCGCAAAGAGCACAAGAGAAAACUGAUGAGACAUCAGUGCCAGCAAUGCUCUUUUGCAACCGAUAAGGUCUAUCAAAUGAAUGCACAUCAGGCAAUACACACCGGGGAGAAGGGUGUUAUGUGCGAUCAAUGUGGAAAGUGGCUGGCCAAUCAAUACAACCUGAGGGUCCACGAGUAUAGGAAGCAUUCUACAGAGGAGCAGAUGACUGUCACUUGCUCUGAGUGUCCGUAUAAAUGUGCAGAUAAAUCAAUCCUAAGAGAUCACAUUAAACAGCAUCACAAAUGGAUGCUUAAGAACCCGAUCUACCACAAAUGUCCCCACUGUGACUACGUGGGCCACAAGAAGCAGAGCCUGGAGUUCCACAUGCGGAUUCACACAGAGCAACGUCGGUUUAAGUGCCACCUCUGUCCCUAUGCCAGCAAGACGAAGAACCACCUGAAAAUACACAUGCAGACGCACGAUGGCUACCAGUCCGCUUCUUGCCCUGAUUGUGAUUUUAAAGCUGCAUCAAAAAAGCGUCUUUCUGAGCACAUAAUGCGUCGCCAUCUCGAAGUAGAGCCAUAUGUUUGCAAGAUAUGCGGCUGGCGGACUGCCUACAGUGGAAACAUGUGGAAGCACAUCAACCAACACAAAAUCAAGCUGGGCAAUGAUAUGCCAGACGAACCCGUUACCGUGGAGCUUGAACUGCUGAAAGGAACUGUUCUCCCGGUGAUGCCGAAAGCACCGACCGGAAAAACACGUGGUCAGACUGGAGUCGAGAACGGCCUCUUAGUGGAUUUGGUGCUCAAUAAUCCACAGAAUGAUUCUGUCGACAUAUGCGAAGAAGAGCUUACGGCGGAACAAGACGUUGGUACCUCACCUGGGAGUGAGCAAAUACAGGUGUUGCAGUUUUCUGGUGAUAACGCUCAGAGUACUUUCCUAGGUGGCUGCGAUGAAGGAAUUCAGAUUGUCCAGAUUGGUGAGGAUGCUCUUGGAGUGACUCCAGAGCUUGGUGAACAGGUUGUUGCCCACAUCCGACAUGGUGACUCCACACAGAUUCCUCACGAAUCAAGUCAGAUGGAGAUCUUUAUCACCCAUGAUGGCAAUGGUGAUCGACCUGAUGACGCCGUAGAGGUGCUACAUGUCAAGGAAGACGGGAGCAUUGUCUCUUCAACGAUAAACAGGGACGUUGAAGUGGCUGUUCUGGCAUUGGCACAACUUGAACCAGGAACCCAAGCUAUGGAGCUCCCAGCUGCUGGUGGAGAUGGGGGCGGUCGGAUUACUAUCCUUCAAACUGUCCAGAAAAACCAAGAAACUGUUGGCACGUCCGAUCCGACAGAGAGUGGUGAUCAAGGAAGUAUUCCAGAUAAGCUUUCAACAGACAACAGCAUUUCUCCCGCGACAACUACUCCUCCGCCAAUUUCUCUGAGGAUAUAAGUUGAUGGUGAGGAUUGUGAUGUGGUUUUUGGUUUAAUAUAAUGUGAGGACUUACCCUGCCUAAAAUUUAGUCUAGAAUUGAUCUACAUUCAGGACUAAUUAAUGUUGAUGUUCUCCUUGAUUAAUUUUGAAUGUCGCCAUUGGUUAAAAAAAUAAGCUCGAUGGGGGGGGGGGGCAAUGCUAUGACAAGAUGAAUACCAUGCUUAUACACAAAUUUUGUUGUUGUUUCUUUCACCCUAUUCUGAAAAUGUUAUAUCUAAGGCGUUAAUGUUAUGGGUAGAGAAACAUGGAGAAUAAUUCUUUAGGGUAUCCUCAGACCUCAGAUCAAAGAAUGAUACACCCAGGAAUGAUCUAUGUAUGAUUGAAGCCCCAAAGCUACCCCUUUAUUAAAGAGAAAAUGGCAGGAAGUCCUAUAGACUAUUGGGGAUCCAAGGGGGAGUGUCUGAACCGUGCUCCCCUUGAUGAAUAUUUUAAUUGGGAAAUGUCGGGCAUACGCAAUGGGUUACCGGGGAGGGGGACUUGUUUGUCAAUAAGCUGGGAAAUGCAUCGUGUCCUAUAGAGUAUAGGUAUCGAAAUUGACGUAAAAGAAACUUGACAUCAUGGUAAAAUGUAAAACGUUCGGCGGUAAAGUCAAGUGGAUUCGAAUUUGUUUAAUUCAGUAAAUUGAAUAGAAAGCUUUUUUCCGAAUUCAUUGGAACUCAAGAAUGGAAAAAAGUUAGAUGUGAUGUUAUCAAGGAUUAUUGACAUGGUGGUUUAAAAAUGAUUGAUGAAUAAAAAGAAAGUACCCGGUGUUAGAUUAAGGUGGUAAGGAAGGUUGAUAACGGGACAAAGUCUAUGUGUAAACACAAGAAAUUAUUGGUCUGCGCGUUUAGGAACUCAUAAUGUAAUCAUGAAUAUUGACUUUCGGGCUCACAAUGUAACUUGAUUGUUUGAAAAGAAAGUAUGGCCAUUUUAUCUUGAAAUAAUUGGAGCUUGGUCUUUGAUUGAUAAAGAUAUAAUAAAAGAACAUCCGGUUGAAAAGAAUAUCAAUGGUUCAAUCUUAUUUUUAGAAAUGAUUAACAAUUAUUUUAAAGGGAGUUAUUCCAUAGUGCAGGAACAACCUACUUUGAAGACAUUCUGAAUGCUGUUGGAGGUUUUAAAAAUGUAUCAAAAAUAUCAUCUUUGUUAAAAUUCAGGAGUAAUAAACUACUUUCAUUGUUAAAACAUACUGAGAUCAUUUAAUUUCAAGAUACUGUUUAAUUCAUUAUUUGUGAAACGAAACGUAUGUAAAUGGAGGAUACGUGAAGACGCAAACUGCAAUGUAUAAGAAGACAAAAUACAUUUUAUGAUUAAUCGCGGAAAUGGUUUACGGUAAAAUCUUAAAUUAUUGGAAACCACUAAGUGAAGAGAGAAAGAAGUGAAAUGGAUAGCCGAGAAAAUGGAAAUUAGAAAGUAGAAUAUCUCUUUCAGACAUGAGUGUAGUCCUUAAAAGGACUGCAAACCAGAAAAAGUAAAGCUUGAAUUUAUAGUCGGCAAGAUACGAGGCUUGAGUUUGAAAGCUGGUUUAAGUUGGAGAAGUGAGAGCGGUUUGAGUAGAUAAGAAAGGCUGGCUUGAUUCGGUUAGUGGAAUUAUAAAUCGGGAGCUGAUGAGAAAACUCAUCGUGUACAUGUAUACCGUAAAACAUUUCUGCGAAUUUUAAAACCACCUUGCAAACAUUCAAACAUAUGCUUUGAUUACAUGUGAACUGAAUCAAAGAUUUUGGACUUAUGAUAAUUUGGUUAAUUGAAAGCCUAGU